CAUCUUACAUUCCCCCACACACCCACACGACACUACUGCUGAAACACCGUCACAAAUAAUGGGCCCGAAGAAGCCAGAAGAAGGACAGCCGAACGCCGACGCCCCGCCAGCCGGUGUGGUUGGCGGCGCAGCACUCGUUGGGGCAACGACUGGUCUGUUGUUGUCAGGCCCUCUCGUCGCUAUCGGGCUAGGCGCUGGAGCCGCAGCGUGCUGCCUAAGGAGAGACCAGGCUGGGGAUGUGGCCAGGUCAACUGGCCAGGCCGGGCUAGCUGUGGUCGAGAAAGGAAAGGAGAUCAACACGCAAUACGGCGUCGCCGACAAGGUGAAGGGCGCCGCGCACAGCACGUUCGAGAGAGCGAAGGAGGUAAACGAAGAGCACAAAGUUGUGGACAAGGCAAAGGCCGGGGUAUCGCGAGCAUGGGCAAGAAUCAGGGAGGUUGACAGAGAACACCGCCUCGCCUCCAGGGCAGGCGAGGCUUUCGGGGGAGCGAUGGACAGCGUCACCAAUGCCGUCUCGAAGAAGGAUGAUGGGCAAGAUGGCUGGGGGGCCACGAAGAAGUAGAAGGGCUGUGCCCCUCUCGCCGCACAUGGCUUUCGCGUGUCCGGGGGGGUUGAUUUGAAGGUGUGCGUGAAAGUGCGUGUUCGCCCCCGGAAGCAAUGACAGCGUGUGGUCGUGUUGGGAAGAGAUCGUGGAAGAGGAAGAGUUGGUUGUGUUGACGUCUGUAUUAAUAGUUCUCCUCGGUGGCGACCCGGUGACGUAGAGAGGUUUAACCUCACCUCGUUCUUUGUCGAAGAAAAGGUCUUUCCUGGAGUAACGCUGUGGUUGAAAGCUAGGGUCGCGAGCGUCGCAUGUGCGACGUCGUUUGUGGUUUACGUUUGUGUCUUGGGGGUUGGUUCAAGUAUAUAUAGGCAUUGAAGAAAGUAAGCAUCUCCUCGUAACCGUAUGGACCCGGAUGUGUAAAUAUGGGUCUGUAAGAGAGUAGUAACGAAGGAGUUCAGCGAAUGCCGGAAGCCUACUUAUUGGUGAGGGCAGCUGUAGCAAUCUAUCACCCACUCGAGCAUCGCAUCCGGAAACAUUUUGUGUCCAUGCGAUAUUGUGGUGAUGCUGUUGUUGGGUCACAUAGAAAGAAGGCUUGUAAUGGGAAUCAAUCGUCUUUGAC
Molecule: messenger RNA, 1160 nt
Organism: Ectocarpus siliculosus
Lineage: Eukaryota; Phaeophyceae; Ectocarpales; Ectocarpaceae
Source: the annotation of a GenBank genome assembly